AUACGUUGUGUGGCUAAGGUGAGACCUUGUCCGUCUCUUCUCUCUCUCUCUACCCUCUAUAUAUAAAGGCGCGACCUUUCGUUUCCAAAGCCUUCGUCUUGCCUUUCAAUCUCUCUCUGGUUCUCCUCCUUUGUCGUCGGUAUAUCCCACUUCCAGCUUCAAAUUUUAGCCUAAAAGAAGAACGAAGUCCUUUGUGGUUACUCUAUUUUCAUGUCUGAGCUCGACGUCCAGGUUCCAACUACUUUUGAUCCUUUUGCUGAUGCCAAAGGUGAGGAUUCGGGUGCUGGGUCAAAAGAGUACGUCCACAUUCGUGUCCAGCAGCGCAAUGGUAGGAAAAGCUUGACCACUGUGCAAGGUCUGAAGAAGGAGUUCAGCUAUAACAAGAUACUCAAGGACCUGAAGAAAGAAUUUUGCUGCAAUGGAACUGUAGUCCAGGACCCCGAGUUAGGCCAGGUCAUUCAACUGCAAGGUGACCAGAGGAAAAAUGUUUCGACCUUCCUUGUGCAGGCUGGGAUCGUGAAGAAGGAACAGAUCAAGAUUCACGGUUUUUGAAGUCGAGAAGUCAGGAUCGCUAAAUGUAGUUUGUUUAUGUGCCCACGAGGCGGUAGUGUGCAAUACAUGUUCUCAAUCGCCUGACUGUUACCAUCAACAUUUUCUUUAUAUUUAGAUGUAGGUAAGAGACCUAAACACGACAUAGUAUAUGUAUGCCGCUAUUGCCGGUUCUGCUGUUGCUUCUGAAUUCGUGAUGGUUCGUUGCAUCUUAUGUUUGUGA
Molecule: messenger RNA, 772 nt
Organism: Syzygium oleosum
Lineage: Eukaryota; Viridiplantae; Streptophyta; Magnoliopsida; Myrtales; Myrtaceae
Product: protein translation factor SUI1 homolog 2-like
Exons: 5
Coding region: 211-552 (113 amino acids)
Biological process (GO): translational initiation
Molecular function (GO): translation initiation factor activity; RNA binding
Source: RefSeq, a predicted model, not a curated record